Molecule: messenger RNA, 1592 nt
Organism: Limulus polyphemus (Atlantic horseshoe crab)
Lineage: Eukaryota; Metazoa; Arthropoda; Merostomata; Xiphosura; Limulidae
Gene: CCT2
Product: T-complex protein 1 subunit beta-like
Exons: 10
Coding region: 120-1592 (490 amino acids)
Biological process (GO): protein folding
Cellular component (GO): chaperonin-containing T-complex; cytosol
Molecular function (GO): ATP-dependent protein folding chaperone; ATP binding; ATP hydrolysis activity
Source: RefSeq, a predicted model, not a curated record
UUUGAGAAAAGUUGCGUGGUGUGGGAACACUAAAAGUGUAGGCUUAGGAACUUUUGUGAGUUAGUAGUGUCUCAUCGUACAUUAGCAAGUUGGGUGAAUUAAGGCUUUUAAGUUCAAGAAUGGCACUGUCACUGAAUCCAGUUCGUAUAUUGAAAGGAGAUGCAGAAGAAGAAAAGGCAGAGCAUGCACGAAUGUCGUCUUUCAUAGGUGCUAUAGCUAUUGGAGACUUGGUAAAAUCAACUCUAGGACCAAAAGGAAUGGAUAAAAUUCUGUUAUGUGAAGGAAGACAAGAAGGAAAGGUAGAAUGUACAAAUGAUGGAGCUACAAUUCUAAGGUCGGUUGGUGUGGAUAACCCAGCUGCAAAAAUACUUAUUGACAUUUCCAAGGUUCAGGAUGACGAGGUUGGUGACGGGACAACAUCGGUGGCAGUCUUUGCCUCGGAACUUUUAAAAGAGGCCGAACAAUUGAUCAACAUGAAACUCCAUCCUCAAACAAUUAUCGCAGGAUGGAGGAAGGCUGCCAUUGAAGCCAGGGAUGCCUUAACCUCCUUUGCAAGGGAUAACAGUGGUAACCAAGAAAAAUUUUAUGAAGAUUUGAUAAACAUUUCAAGAACUACCCUCAGCUCCAAGAUCCUUUCACAAAGUAAAGACUUUUUUGCUAAGUUAGCUGUUGAUGCAGUUGUACGACUAAAAGGCUCUGGAAACCUACAAGCUAUCCAAGUUUUGAAGAAACUUGGAGGAAGUCUGACUGACUCUUUCCUUGAUGAAGGAUUUUUGUUGGACAAAAAGGUGGGUGUGAAUCAGCCCAAGCGGAUUGAGAAGGCUCGUAUCCUAAUUGCGAAUACUCCCAUGGACACUGACAAAAUCAAAGUCUUUGGAUCACGAGUGCGGGUUGAAUCAGUUGCGAAAGUUGCAGAAUUAGAACUUGCAGAGAAGGAAAAAAUGAAGGACAAGGUAGAAAUGAUUUUGAAGCACAACAUCAAUGUCUUUAUUAAUCGUCAACUGAUCUAUAACUACCCCGAGCAACUGUUUGCUGAUGUUGGUGUCAUGGCUAUUGAGCACGCAGAUUUCGACGGCAUUGAGCGACUUGCUUUAGUAACAGGUGGAGAGAUAGUGUCUACUUUUGGAUGUCCGGAAAAAGUUAAGCUGGGCUUUUGUAACCUGAUUGAAGAAGUCAUGAUUGGAGAAGAUAAACUUCUCAAGUUCUCCGGAGUACCACUUGGAGAAGCAUGUACCAUUGUUCUACGUGGGUCUACACAGCAGAUCUUAGACGAAGCUGAACGAUCACUGCACGAUGCUCUCUGUGUGUUAUCACAGACCGUAAAAGAAACCCGUAUUGUGUUUGGUGGGGGGAGUGCCGAGAUGCUUAUGGCUACUGCUGUUGGUAGACUUGCCGAGAGAACUCCAGGAAAAGAAGCAAUGGCAAUGGAAUCAUUUGCUAAAGCUUUGCGGCAGAUGGCUACAAUAAUUGCCGAUAAUGCUGGUUACGAUAGUGCACAGCUGAUAUCUGAGCUUCGUGCAGCCCACGCUGAAGGAAAGAAUACGUACGGAAUUGCUAUGGAAAAAGGAGUCGUUACUGAUGUAUAUAUAUAA